Molecule: messenger RNA, 1818 nt
Organism: Punctularia strigosozonata HHB-11173 SS5
Lineage: Eukaryota; Fungi; Basidiomycota; Agaricomycetes; Corticiales; Punctulariaceae
Product: kinase-like protein
Exons: 11
Coding region: 1-1818 (605 amino acids)
Biological process (GO): protein phosphorylation
Cellular component (GO): cytoplasm
Molecular function (GO): ATP binding; protein serine/threonine kinase activity
Source: RefSeq, a predicted model, not a curated record
AUGGACCGAUCUCAGAGUGCACACCUUUCCUUCGAGGACCCCGCGGUGUUUGCUCGGCAUGCGUCUAGCAUACACGAGCUUCGUGAGCAAGGCUGGGCUUUUUUCCAGUCCACGGUCAAGAGCCGCUCGCACCUGCUCCUUGAUAACUCGGCGAAAACAUGGGGAUUAUGUUAUUCGACUUCCGAUCGGACUCUCGAUACUCGAGUUGAAGACAACGGUAGACUUGAUGCAUGCCCUGUUGAGCAAAAUCCUUUUGCCACGGUGUCGCUCGUGAAAGACACCUCGGGAGACGUCGAACAGUCAGAUGCUUGCACGGAGAUUUCAUGCGAUAGCCUCGAGGUCGAAGUCUACAUAAAUGGAGCGCAUCUCAUACCUGGAGAGCCACGCAAACUCCAAUCCAAUGACGUUGUUCGGUUCAAUGGUGCAGAGUACAUCUAUCGGCACUUAAUUGGUGCUCAAGAUACGCCCUACGGUGUCGAGGCCGAACGGUACGAUGUCCGCGAACCCAUAGCGGUCGGAGAGUCAGCACCAAGCCGUUGGAUCGCAAAGCACUUGAAAACCCGCCAGGCUGUCGUCGUCAAGCGUAUCACGGUACCGACUAGAAGGCUCGACGAAGUUGCAUCUAAUAUCAGGAUAUGCGACGAGCUCCGCCACCGGAACAUUGUGUCCCUGUUUGACUGCUAUAUGCAUCCCGAGGAUCUUCAGCGCCCCGAGAGACGAAUCAGCAUUGUGACGUCGUUCACUCCUCACGGAAAUCUACACGACUUCAUCACAGUAGGCAAUGGAAAACUCGGUGAAACUCUUUCUCGACCCGUCAUGGCCCAACUCAUGGAUGGGCUGAUGUAUAUGCAUGAUCAAGGCAUACUCCACUGCGACAUGAAGCCUGAGCAUGUCCUCGUAUACGGUUUGGGCUCAGCUGGUCCCAUAGUCAAAAUCAGUGGUCUCGGGCUCGCCACGCGCUCUGGGAAGAAUGACGGUAGGGAGCUCAGUCCAUCUCUUCGUCGGGCGAUGAUGAAGAGCGCCGCAUGGGCUCCACCUGAAUCGCUGAACUAUGAGCAUACGGAGCUCAGCGAUGCCUUCAGCUUAGGAGCCAUCAUGUUUUUCAUCCACUGGGGUAAGCCGCUUUAUGACAUAGAAGGAGGCAUGUUCUUCGAAGAAAUCAUGCAACGGAGGCGCACGAAUUUCACUAAAUUACGGAGGCAGAUGAUGAGCUCCAACGCAUGUGACCUCAUCGAAAGCCUUACGAAGGUGUCCAUGAGCGAACGAAUUGGCUUACGCGAAGCGCGACGACACGCCUGGUUCAACGGAUGUCAAGUCCCCCCUCCAUUCUCUGCUCAAUACCAGUACGACGACCCACUGGUUCAAGAAUUUAUCGCUAGAGGCGGGAGACCUGCCGUUAGCAACCAUGACCCCGUCAACAAGAACGGUCUUCUGGACUUCAGCGACUGCUUCUCCGCCGACAGCGAUUCUCUGUUCGAUGCCGGCCUUAUCUCCGAGAGCGAAUUCGAGGCGCGCCGGGGGCUUGAAUGGGAUGUUCUGGAUUCUCUCGUAAAUUCCACUUUCUUGGAGUCUGAGGGCUACUUUGGCGCGCUUGCUAGCGAAAUAUCCCCGGAACCAAGCUCCUCGCUCGCCACGAUCUGUGUCAUCCCGAUCACUGGAGCACAGGCUUGUGAACCCGUCAUAACCGCGGGGGCGCCGUCGUUCGUCGAGCCGGAACGUUACGACUACGAAGAAACAGACGUUAAAGGCUGGGAUCCCGUGAGCGAAACCUUCGUUUCCUUGGCCGACAAACCCAACCGGCGCGGACCGCGGGUCUAA